AUGGCCACGUAUAUGAUUGACACGCACUGUCAUUUGGUUGAUAACAAAUUCAAGUCCGAUGUUGAUGACGUCAUCGAACGGGCCAAAUCGAGCGGUGUGAAGCAUGCUGUGGUAUGUCCAGAGUAUGCAAGUCAAUUCGACGCCGUAUUGGAAUUGCGAUCAAGACACCCCGAUUUCGUGCUGCCCGCUAUAGGGAUACAUCCUAUUCAGAAAAAGAAUAAAUCGGUCAAGUUGGAGGAUAUCGAAGGUGUGGAACAGUUCAUUUCAAAGCACCGUGAUCAGGUCUACUGCAUCGGAGAGGUACAGUAUUAA
Molecule: messenger RNA, 312 nt
Organism: Ostertagia ostertagi
Lineage: Eukaryota; Metazoa; Nematoda; Chromadorea; Rhabditida; Trichostrongylidae
Source: the annotation of a GenBank genome assembly